CCCUUACCUCGAGGCAAGCCUAAGUAAACCUAGAUCAUUUCUGACAAGUGUUUGUCCAACCUGUUCUUAAAAACCUCCAGUGAUGGAGGUUCCACAGUCUCACGUGAAAAGCCCAUGCCAGAGCUUAACUACCCCCAUAGUUAGAUUUUCCUAAUCUAACCUAAAUCUGCCAUGGUGCAGAUUUAGGCCAUUACUUCUUGUCCAACCGCCAGUAGAGACAAAGAACAAUUGCUCAUUGUUCUCUUUGUAACGACACUUAACAUACUUGAAGAUUUAUUUAAUCCAUAAAGAUCCUGAAGAAGCUUUAAGAGCGAAAAGGGCAACAACUGACAGGAUAGGAGGUGGACAGGCGCAUUUUCGAUUACACAGAGGCUAAGUCAGUAAGUCUACCGUGCUACAAUCGGUCAGGUGUCAGUGUCUGAGUAGUUAGCUUGGGAAAGGCUCCCCUCUGUCUCCCCUGCAAAAAGAGACGUGCUUUGUAUUUCAGGAUAGCUACCUCGACGUCAAAUCCUCACAAAGGCCAGGCACAGGCAGUUUUCACCUGGAGGAAACGACGCAAGGUACAUCCCAUGUCGGGGGAGCAGGGUCCCAUGUCAGCCAGCGGCUACGUCAAGGUAAAAAAAAAAAAAAUCUGCCUGUGUCUUCCCUCCACUCGGAUUUCACCCUGAGGCAGACAAGCCACUGCCCCGCCCGGAACACGCCGCUGCAGGGAAAAGAAAGACCCAGAGGAUUCGGGGGCCGAGGCUGGUGCCCUGAGCACCGGGGCCCGUGGGAGGAGAGUCCCCCGCACCUCACCUGUGGUUUCUCUUACGAGAACCAAGGAAGUGGAGUUUAAUUUCUGCUGCUCUUAUUUAGGGUUACCAUAUGUCCUGUUUUCCCCAGACAAAGUCUGUUUUUUGAGCCUGCUUUCCCUGUCCCAGCGGGGUUUUCAGAUAACAGCAAAUGUUCCGGUUUUUGCAGAGUAGAGAAGCUGCAGUUCAGAAAGAGCCCCCGUUGAUCAGCUUCCCAAUUGGUCCCAGCCCUGUAUCCACUGCUGAUUGGGCCAUUCCCCUGCAUCUGCAGUUGAGUGAUCCUUUCCCCUGCAAGUCACAGCUGCUGAAUCCUGCCUACCCAUGCCCCCUUGCCCCCACUCAGCCCUGGGAGGUGCUGACUGACUACUGUUGCUGUGUCCUGGGCUUGUGCCAGCUGCCCUGCCACUGUGACAGGGAGUGACACUGCCCCCCCCCCCACACCUCCCGUGAGUACCGCUGCUGCAGGUACGCCCCCUUCAGCUUCCCUUCCUUCCCAUUGCCCCUGCCCCCUGCACUGUCUGCUUUUUGGGAACUUGAAAUAUGGUAACCCUACUCUUAUUCCCAUUCCUGGCGAAGUUUCCUGAAAGUGGUGUGGAUCAUGUUAACUUGCUUUGUACUCUGCUGAAAUGAUGUAACGGCAAUGAUAGCCAAGCCCAACACAGUCAGUAACCUCCCCAGCCAAAAAUGCUUCAUCAGACAUCAGUGGUCAAUUAAGAAGAUGCCAUUUAUAGUGCCAUAUUAGACUCUUCAGCACGCCUUGCUCCAUAGGCUGCACAAGAGAUGUUCCGUUUGGAAGGAGAAAAAAACAGAAGAUCGGGUCAUCUUGGGAGAGAAAAUGCUAUCCAUGAUGAGACUGUGCCUGGGUCCACUGUACAGAGUGGCAGCUGUCUGAGGAAUGGCAACGUGCAAACCCCAAGAGGAAAAAGGAAGGUCCAAGAACAGUGUGCACACAUACGAAGAAAUUCUUCCAGGAGCAGAAGGCCAAGCCAGCCGCAGAAUGGAGAAGUGGUUAAAGCAGUUACGUUGUUUGAAGUGGUCAGCAUGGGCAAGAGGGCAAUGCAGUCUGUGGUAGAUGACUGGGUUGAAGCUUAUAUCCAAGAUCGAGAUGUGGCACUUCUAGAUCUGAUCAACUUCUACAUUCAGUGCUCAGGCUGUCAAGGAAUGGUGACAGCUGAGAUGUUCCAAAGUUUGUGCAACAGUGAUGUAAUACAAAAAAUGACGGAGACAUUUGAUGAGGAAACAGGAUUGCAAUACAAGAAAUUUAUGGCCUAUCCCUGGAUUCUGACUGUUACUUGGCCAGUGGACAUGGACAAUGGAGACUAUCCACUCAUCAAACCGGGACCCUACUGGAAGAAGUUCAAGGCCAAUUUCUGUGAGUUCACUGCGGUGCUAAUCCAGCAGUGUCAGUACAGCAUCCUCUAUGAUAGUUACCUGAUGGACACAGUCAUCUCACUGCUUACAGGGCUAGCAGACUCCAGGGUCAGAGCAUUCAGGCACACCAGCACUUUAGCAGCGUUGAAGCUUCUGACAGCACUUGUAAGAGUAAAUCUAAAUCUUGAUGUCAGCAAAUGUAACGCUCAAAGGCUGUAUCAAGUGGAGAAGAACAGGAUUUCUGUCAAGAGGACCAAUCACAGACUGGACCAAUUAGAGAGAAAAAGGAAAGAGUAUGAACAGAAACCGCUGGAAAUAGAGAAUAUGAUGAAUGCUAUUUUCAAAGGGACAUUCUUACAGAGAUAUCGUGAUGUGAUUCCUGAGAUCCGGGCUAUCUGCAUUGAAGAAAUUGGCAGCUGGAUGAAAAUGUAUCCUGAUACGUUCUUAAAUGAUAGUUACUUGAAAUAUAUUGGAUGGAUGCUGUAUGAUAAGCAACCUGAAGUGCGGUUGAAGUGUCUGCUGGGACUGCAAGGAAUUUAUAACAGAAAAGAGCUGGUAUCCAAAAUGGAUCUCUUUACUAGCAGAUUCAAGGAUCGAAUUGUGUCCAUGACUCUGGACAAGGACCAUGAAGUAGCAGUUCAAGCCAUGAAACUCUUGAUGCUUAUGUCACAAAACUGUGAGGAUGCGUUAUCAUCUGAAGACUGUGAAACCUUAUUCCAGUUUGUUUAUACCACGCACAGACCUCUAGCAGUAGCAGCCGGGGAAUUCCUUUAUAAAAGGCUGCUUAGUUAUCAGGGAACUGAAGAGGAAGUCCCACCUAAAAGAAGAGGGAAGUUUCGGGCUAAUACCUGCUACAUGAGAAAAUUAAUAACUUUUUUCUUGGAGAGUGAGCUACAUAAACACGUCACGUACCUUGUAGACAGCCUGUGGGAUUGGACAGGCAGUUUGCUGAAGGACUGGGAGUGUAUGACCACUCUCUUAUUGGAAGCUGCUGAAGAAGAAGCACUGAGUGAUGCCCAGGAAAGUGCCCUCAUUGAAAUAAUCUUAGCGACCGUUCGAGAAGCUGCUGAAGGUCACCCUCCUGUGGGCAGAGGAGCAGCCAAGAAGAUCCUGUCAGCGAAAGAGAAGAAAAUACAAUUGGAAGAUUGUACCAAAAUUACUGAGCACUUUAUUGUGGUGCUUCCUCAGCUCUUGGCAAAGUAUUCAGCAGAUGCUGAAAAAGUGGCGAACCUCCUGCAAAUUCCCCAGUAUUAUGAUUUAGAUGUUUACAGUACUGGACGUCUGGAGAAGCACUUGGAUGCUUUGCUGAGAGUGGUGAAAGAUAUUGUAGCUGAACACUCUGACAUGGAUGUCCUCGAGGCUUGCUCCAGGACGUAUUAUGUCUUCUGCAAUGAAGAACUGGCCAUCCACAGGAGGGCGGAUCUUGCCAGAACUCAGCUGAUAGACGAGUUGGUGGACAAACUUAAUGAGCUGCUGGCUGACUCUUGGCACGAGGGAGAAGGUCUUUGCACAGAUGAAGAAGGAAUUUGCCGAAUAUAUACCACUUUGAGAAGAAUAACAGCUUUUCAUAAUGCUCACAAUCUCACCAAAUGGAAUCUCUAUGGGAAGACUUCAAAGCUGCUGGUUUUUGAGAUGGAGUAUGGGAGUUUACCUGUUCAGAUGAUCCUACCAGCUCUACAGUGCACAUACUUUGCUCUCUUAUGGCAGCUAGCUUCAGCUGUGGAGAGGUCAUCUUCCAAGGAGACUCUUUUGGCAUUGAACAGAGAGUUGAGAUUUUUCUGCCAGAUUUGUGCAUGCUACCUCAGCCAUAAAGAUAAAGAUUUAAGUGAAAAGGCCUUCAUGAUACUCUGUGAUUUACUGAUGAUUUUGAGUCACCAAUCUUCAGGUGACGAUGAAGCUGUAGGAGUCCUUCAGUAUCUUCCCAGCACAUCCCUUCAGUCAAAAAUGCUCUUGUUUAUCCAGGAUCAUGUUUUCACGGAGGAGAAAGAAGAAAUCAAAGACUUGACAGAAGAGGAGGAGAGGGAAAAGGAGGGCUACAAAUUGAAUGAUUUACACAGGAGGCGGAGUCUUCUUGCAGUCUAUUGCAAGCUAAUUGUGUUUACCGUGGUGGAGAUGUCUGCGGCUGCUGAGAUCUAUAAGCACUAUAUGAAGACCUACAAUGAUUUUGGAGAUAUAAUUAAGGAAACCCUGAGCAGGACGAGGCAUAACAACAAAAUCCAGAGUGCCAAGACGUUGAUUCUCUGCCUGCAGCAGUUGUUUCAGAAACAUACAGAAACCCAUGGUAGUACCCACAGCAUGGAUUCGUCUUUCACAAACAUUAAAGAACUUGCUCGUCGCUUUUCACUGACAUUUGGCUGGGAUCAGGUGAAAUCCAGAGAAUCAGUAGCCAUGAUACACAAAGAAGGGAUUGAAUUUGCCUUUCAAGGAGCUGCUGGAGUGGAAGGGAAAUGCCUGCCUCCAAAUUUAAGCUUUCUGUUAAUCAUCAGUGAAUUCUCCAAUAAGCUACUAAAGCCUGACAAAAAAUUAGUGUAUGGUUACCUGCAGAGGUAUAUAACAGAGCCAGCAUCUUGCAGAGGAGAUGAAUGGCACCCCUUGGUUUGGUACAGGAACUCUUUGCUGGCAAAUGAAGAUGAGGAGAAUUCUGUUAUCAGCAGUUUAAGAGAAUUGUCACCCACAAGCAGAUCUAAGACAUCUUCUUUUAAAAGAAAAUUGUCUAAUGGGUCCCUGCCUGAAACCAGCCACACUGAGACAACAAACAAGACUCCAGACUUCCUGUGCACUCCAGAACUCACUGCUGCAGCAGGGAAAAGCAGAAAGAGGUUGAAGUCUCAAGAUACAAGUCUCCAAGAAUGUCUGCCAUUCUUUUGUCCAAUGGCACUGAGCAGAAGACGUCGCGAAGAUGUGAUCAAGGCAGAAGACUUCUCAGCAGAUGGUGGAGCAGAAGAUGUAGGCGAAGAUGUGGAUGUUGUUGGCGCAGACCAGGUAUGUGAUGGGUUGUAUCAAUCCUGCACACGGCCAAGAGGUGCUGACCAGUCACUGGAGACCUCACCUCCUUGCCUCUGUUAUACAGGCUCCAGGUGGAGGGGACAGAUAAAAGGAGGCAGCGCAGGUCAGUUGGGGCUGGCGGAAGAGGAGGAAGGAUGUGUGCUGCAGGCUGCUGCAGAGGAACUGUUGACUCACCCGGCUGUUGGGACCGUGGACCCGCCCUAUGCUGCGGACAACUAGGCGGCCACAGAGACUGACAGGGACGCCGAGCCGCUGCCAGCUGAGGACAUGCCUGAGGGGGACUUUAUGGUAGGAAGUGACCCAGGGAAUGUGUUAGGAGCCAUGGCUUGAAUCCUUAAUAGGGAGUUUACCGGCUUCAUAGGGCCCUGGGUUGGAACCCGGUGGAGUAGAGUGGGCCUGGGUUCCCUUACCCCUGCACUUGCCACUAAGAGUGGCUACAAAGGACUACUGAUUUGGACUGAUUGUUCACCCUGUCCUGCCCAGAGGGUCAGAGCCUCCGACUGUCCUUAACAGUUGAGUCCUGUUACGCGGGCCAGACCAUCGUCAGUCGCUGCCCAGGAAGAUGUGGGAAGUCAUCUGGGAAGAGCUCAAGUCGAUGCUGGCCGUUGGAGGCCAUGACAGAAUCUUGCAGUGAGUGGAGGAGCCCCAUUGUUCUCGUUCCAAAACCUGAUGGAUCCAUGAGGUUCUGGAUAGACUUCCAGAAAGUCAGUACAAUCUCACAAUUCAACACCUACUCUCUGCCCUGGGUGGAUGAACUGCUCGAGUGACUAGGGAAUGCCAAGUUUAUAUCUAUACUGGAUCUAACAAAGGGGUAUUGGCAAAUUUCCCUGACCCCGACCUCCCAGGAGAAGACAGCCUUUGCCACGCCAUUCGGCCUUUUCCCAUUUACAGCCAUGUCAUACACGGGGCUGUGUCGACCUUCUAAUGGCUUAUGGAUUAGCUGUUGCAGCCACAUGAUCAAUACACAGCAGCUUAUAUUGACAACAUAGUAGGUAUACAAUGCCAACUGGGAAGAUAAUCUAAGACACCUCACCACAGUACUGCAAGCACUUGGGGUAGCUGGGCUAACUGAAAAACCAUCUAAAUGCCACUAGGACAGAAGGAGGUGAUAUACCUGGGAUACGCAGUGAGGCAUGGGUGGUUGCACCCACUCGUGGAUAAGGUCCAGGCCAUGAAAGACUGCCCAACCCCCUCGACCAAAAGGCAGGUGAGGCAGUUUCUUGAACUGGCCAGUUUCUAUAGACGCUUUGUGCUCCAGUUUGACACCCUAACAGCGCCCCUUAGGGAUCUGACAAAGAACUCCCAGCUAAGAGGGCAUAAUGGUCCAGGGACUGUGAACAUGCUUUCCAGACUCUGAAGGACUGAUUGAGUCAAGAACCAGCCCUAUUCCACUCAGACUUUUCGAACUGGUUUAUACUCCAGACCGACACCUUAGAGGUGGGCCUCGGAACGGUGCUAUCCCAGGAGCAGGAUGGGGAAGAACACCCACUAUUCUACCAAAGAAGGAAAUUAUUUCCCUGUGAAACGAGAUAUUCAACAAUAGAAGAAGAGGCACUGGCAGUGAAAUGGGCUGUUGAAGUCUUACAUUAUCAUCUGCUGGGGAACCCAUUCCAACGCAUGACAGAUCAUGCAUCCUUUCGAUGGACCCACUCCUUGAAGGACACUAAUGCCAGGAUUAGAAUUAGAAAUGGUACCUCUGUCUCCAGCCCUACAAGUUCGAGGGACUUCACCGCCUGGGGAGAGCCCAUGCAAAUGCUGAUUUCUUUUCCCAAGUGGGCAGAGAGGAAGAUGAGGGAGGACAGCCAUCAGGUCCUGACUUGAGGGGGAGGAUGUAUG
Caretta caretta (loggerhead turtle) is the source of this 7004-nucleotide messenger RNA. RefSeq names its product cohesin subunit SA-2. The record is from RefSeq and is a predicted model, not a curated record. NCBI's taxonomy places the organism in Eukaryota, Metazoa, Chordata, Testudines, Cheloniidae. Gene Ontology annotation, biological process: sister chromatid cohesion. Gene Ontology annotation, cellular component: cohesin complex; nucleus; chromatin. Gene Ontology annotation, molecular function: chromatin binding.